UACGUCUGGACCUUUUCACCAAUGACGAUGUGAUGGACAAUAUGGCGCCGGGAGUAGAUUUAGCUUGUGAAUCUGUCGUUGUCUAAAAGACUGGCGAUCCGACAGGAUGAACCUCUGCGCCCAAUACUUACGGCAGGCAGAGGCCCUGAAGGCUGACAUGACAGAUUCUAAGCUUGGUGCCGCGGAGGUCUGGACGUCACGACAGGCUCUUCAGGACUUGUACCAGAAAAUGCUGGUUACGGACCUGGAGUACGCCCUGGACAAGAAAGUUGAGCAAGAUCUCUGGAACCAUGCUUUUAAGAAUCAAAUAACGACAUUACAGAGUCAAGCUAAGAACAGGGCCAAUCCCAAUCGAAGUGAAGUACAGGCCAAUCUCUCCCUGUUUCUUGAGGCAGCUAGUGGAUUCUACACACAACUGUUGCAGGAGCUGUGCACAGUGUUUAAUGUGGACUUGCCUUGCCGUGUGAAGUCAUCUCAGCUUGGCAUCAUCAGCAAUAAACAGAGCAGCACCAGCGCCAUCGUGAAGCCCCAGCCCAGCUCCUGUUCCUACAUCUGCCAGCAUUGUCUCGUCCAUCUCGGAGAUAUUGCACGUUAUCGGAACCAAACCAGCCAGGCUGAGUCAUACUACAGACAUGCAGCUCAACUUGUUCCCUCAAAUGGUCAACCUUACAAUCAGCUGGCCAUACUGGCCUCCUCCAAAGGAGACCACCUCACAACAAUCUUCUACUACUGCAGGAGCAUUGCUGUCAAAUUCCCCUUUCCUGCUGCCUCCACCAACCUACAAAAAGCUCUUUCCAAGGCCCUUGAGAGCCGUGAUGAGGUCAAAACAAAAUGGAGUGUGUCGGAUUUCAUUAAAGCCUUCAUCAAGUUCCACGGCCAUGUUUAUCUCUGCAAAAGCCUGGAUAAGCUGAACACCCUCAGAGAGAAACUAGAAGAACAGUUCCAGAGGCUGAUUCUCCAGAAAGCCUUCAGCUCCCAGCAGCUGGUCCACAUCACGGUGAUCAACCUGUUUGAACUGCAUCACCUCCGAGACUUGAGCAAUGAAGCAGAUGAGCACAGCUACAGCUCGGAUGAGCAGAUCAGCUGGAUUCAACUCCUCGGCCUGUUCAUGUCUUUUCUGGGAGUGAUGCUAAGUCGAGCUUUACUGAAUAAGAACCGAGAGGAGAUUAUGGGAGAAUGUCCACUGCCUGCCAUUAAAGUAUCUCUGGACUGGCUGAGGCUUCGACCCACUGUGUUUAAUGAGAGUGCCAUGGACAAGCGACAGUACAUCUGGCCAUGGCUGGUGUCCAUUCUGAACAGCUUUCAGCCUAAAGAGGAGGAUGUGUCAAAUGCAUCAGUGAUUCCACUGCCUGAGGAGUUUGAAUUGCAAGGCUUUCUUGCUCUUCGGCCUGCUUUGAGGAUGCUAGACUUCUCGAAAGGGCAUCAGGGUAUAGUGAUUGGCAAAGAGAGUCUGUUAAUUCAUGCCAGACACCAGAGACUCAUCAGCUUGGGCAAGUGGGUGGCUGAUAACCAACCUCGGUUGAUCCAGUGUCGCAUGAGUGAUGGCCUUGUGCUCUUCAUCACUGACAUCCCUGAGAUAGUGGUGGAAGAGCCACAGGAAAAAGACACACCGGUCCUUCAGGAGUCCUCUAAUGGCGAACAGACCCCUAACGAAAGCACCCAUGGCCUGAAGUCAGUCCUCUCAGCCGGAAAGAACCAGAACAGUGGGCUGGAUGGCAGCGAGAGGCCCGUGGUCACAUUCAAAGAGAACAUCAAACCUCGAGAGCAGAGCAGAGAGCAGAACCGGAACCAGAACCAGAGGGACACUGGGAAGGACAGAGCAGGAUUUAAUAAAGGAAAUGGGGUACAAGGGAAGAAUGAGCAGAAGAAAGAGGGCAAGAGGAAGAGCGAGGUGAAGAAAAACAGUCAUGAUAAAACAACAGAUGCUGGGAAACAGGUGAAGACUCAGACUGAGUUGAGAAAGACUCCAGUGUCUGAGGCGAGGAAGACUCCGGUCACACAGACUCAAACCACAUGCUCUUCACAGUUUAUACCCAUCCACCACCCAGGAGCUUUCCCUCCUCUGCCGAGCAGACCAGGUUUUCCCCCACCAGCAUAUGUGAUCCCUCCUCCUGUGGCGUUCUCCAUGAGCCCAGGCUUCACCUUCCCUACGGGUGUAUCUGUACCUGCACCCUUUCUUCAGACCGCUUCUCAUCCUCAGUCUGCCAAUCCUGUCCAGACUGGAAAACCCUCACACAUUCCCUACAGCCAGCAGAGGCCCUCAGGCCCUGUAGCCCUAAACCAGGGCCCUCCCCAGCCUCAGCAGACCCAGCCUCCCCCUCCACAAACAUCCCAACAGGCUCUGCAACAAUCUGUGCAGCUCCAACUACAGCAGCAGCAGCAACAACAACAGCAGCAGCAGCAGCAGCAGCAGCAGUCACCCACCAAGCAGAGCUCUCAGCUCGGGAAAAGCCCUCCUCAUCAUCACAGCAUGCAGCAGUCUUACAUGCAGGUGCCUGAGCAGCCUGGCCAAAUGUGGAACCAGCACCAAAAUCAGCCCGGCAUGCAGAAAAUGCCCAUGCAGAUGCCAGUCAAACAGCCUUUCUUCAUGCCCACCCAGGACCCAAUGAAGCUCUUUGAACACCCUAUGAGCAUGCAGCCCCAACAGCCCAGCAUGGAUAAGAAGAUGAAGUUUCCAGAGGUCAAAGUGCAGGAUUUCUACUGGGACCCCCCUUACCACAUGGCAGGAGAGGGAAGGAGCACAAUGGCGGACCGAAUGGGCAAACGUCAGCCUGGAGUCUUUUGCUCUGACCAGGAGAACAUGCCCAGAGGCCCUCCAUAUGAAGACAACAAGAGCUCCCCUCUUCUGCCCCCAGACCUGUUAAAAACUCUGGCGGAUUUUGAGGAGGAGGAGGAGCUGCUCUUUACUAAACCUCAUGAUUUCUACCAGGCCUUGGCUGGUCCUCUUAAUUCUGCUCCUGGAAGGAACAUGUUUUUGCCAAAUCAGUCUCGGCUUGACAGUGGAGCUGAUGUGAUUGGUCAGUCCUCCCUUCUUCCUCGAUUUUCCAUUCAGGAUAACUCCUACCAGAACAACAGCAUUUUUAGUGAGGCCUACGGUAAAAACAUGACACCUUCAUCUAAGCCGGAUGCACCCAUGAUGCAUCAGGAGCCCUCACUCUAUUCCCUGUUUGAAGGAAAUCCCUGGUCUCCCUCCCUUCCUGCCAGCUCAGAUCACUCAACCCCAGCAAGCCAGUCCCCUCACUCCUCCAAUCCCAGCAGUCUGCCUUCAUCCCCACCCACCCACAGCCAUGGCUCCAUGCCCUUCUCCAACUUUGGCCCCAUCGGGACGCCAGACAGCAGAGACCGCCGAGCAAAUGAUCGCUGGAAGGCUGAGAAGACUGGUGUGAGUGGCUUUGGGCUGGAUUACCUGCCUUCUGCCUCGACCUCGUCUGUUCCAGAGACCAACAGCUGGCACCAGGGGGCGCCAACCAGCACCUGGGCAGCCCAGGACAUGCCAAUGGAGGACUCCUCUACUGUCCUACUUGACAGUUUCAAGUCAAUCUGGUCGAGCUCCAUGAUGCAGCCUGGUCCGUCUGCGCUGGAGCAGCUCCUGAUGCAGCAGAAACAGAAGCAACAGCGCGGACACGGCAACAUGAACCCGCCACACUGAGAGUCCACAGGGUAGAUGCACUUGUGUGAAACAUGAUUCAACAGAAGAGGUGAAAAACCACAAGCUCCAAUCGGAAAUUUUUCCGGCAUUACCUGCGCGCGGAGACUGGAGACGGUGACCGAUGCGAAGCGACAGGCUCAAAACGAACCGCUCGCCUGACCGAAGAGGGACGUGUGCAGCCCUCUCCUCUCCUCUAUCUCUCUCACUCACUCUGUCUCUGUCCCUGUGAGGGCGUACAAGCACGUAGCCGCUGCCGAACACUGACUCUGAGGGGCUGCAUCUCUCUCUGAUUGCCACCUCGCUUCCUUUGGGGGUCUAAGGUUCAUUCUCCUGUCUCAUCUGGACUUAAGACUCUGGACUAGAUGCCCUCAUGCCACCUGCUUACAUUGCGACCGGCGCAUGGAGGGGUUGGGUGCGUGCGCGUCGGGAUGUUUAUCGACGACAGACGUGGUAUUACGAUGGACAAAAAAAAAAAAGAAAACGAAGGAAGGACUGGUUUUGCGUUGUCUCCAAGUCUCACUUUCUCAGAGGGAUUCGUGUCACUGUUUAGAAUUGGGAGAAAAAAAAUGAAGCAGACGAAUGAAGGAUGACGAUGUGAUCGGCAUUAACUAUGCGAAUAUGCGCUCCAAUAUUAGGAUUUAGAUUGACGCAGGCAUGGAUCAUGGUGGCGUUGAUGUACAGUCUUUCGACUUUGUAAGAAAAGUUCGGUAAACAGGACAGAUAAAAGUUCGAACCAUUAUGAAGCUCCUAGCGACAUUAUAGCUCAAUCAGUAUCAAGCGGAGUUGGAGGUUAGACUAUAGAUGUAGGAUGUAGUAUCAUUAGCUGCAAUAGAGACUGCAAUUAUUAACAAUACUGUAUUUUGUGACUUGUUCUGUAGCAGUUUUAGCUCUCUGAAUUAUUAUUCGGUAAAUAUGUUCGAUAGUUUACUGCUAACGGGGGAGUUCAUUCGAUAUAAAUGUGUGCCUCCCCUUCUCCCUCCUCCUCCUCCUCUCCUUGUUUCUUUAUUCUCCUGCUUAAAAGCAUAAUGGCUUCUUUCGUUCAUGUUCUGCCUUUUUAUUAAUAGUUUUAAGCUUUAUUCGCUCUCUUUGUGCCUGGUCUGUGUUUUCUCUCUUCCUUUUUGUUGUUCUUUCUCUAUUUUUGUUUUAAGGAAUCGUUAGCAUCGCAAUCACGGUUGGUACUGUAGGGAAGAUUGAGGAAAACGAGGCGACCGGGUCCAGCAGCGACUGCUUGAUGGUAAAGAAAGGGAAGCCUGUUUUUCCUAAAGCAAAGCAAAGCAAGCUCACAGACACUGAAUUUACUUCCAGGUACCAGUUCCACUGUAUUCUAUAUUAACAACGUACCUUCGAAAGGAUGCUUUCCCAAGCACCCGUUACGCUCAAAGCACUAAAAAAGAAAAAGAAAAAAGAAAAAAAAAAGAGGAAGAACGCUAGCCCGAUUACUGCUUUACUCUGAAAACCUAUAUCGAUGGUUGCAUCAGGAUAGUGUCAUGUGACUUAUUUUUUACAGUCACAUUAUCAGAUCCCCUGCUUGCAGCCUUUUUUCUCUUCAAGGUCAUAUUGAUUUGACAACUAACGGUUCUCUUUGAGUAGAGGAUAUAUAUAGCACUGAGUAGGCCUUGUUUGGGUGCCACUGUUUGCUAGAGAUGUUCUGGGGCCAGGGGUUACUGUUGGAUUAGUUGAAGUAUCUAUAAAGGUGGUUUCGUUCGACGAAGGUUAUACGAAAGACGUACUCUGUCUUGUAUGAUGAGAAUAAAGCGUGUUUUUAUUUUUGAGUAGAGAACAUUUUAUUAAAGACGAACUUUAAAUAAUGUGUCUAUUUGCCGUGUGAUUGUGCUUCUCUUGUUGCAUUUAAAAUCGUAUAAAAAAUAGAGGAAUAAAUAAUUACAUGGAACCUUAAAGGAUGAGUUUGGUUGGGAAAGAAACUGUUCUGAGGGAACUGCGUAUCCUGUUCUGUUCAUCUUUUGUUUUAGAAUCGUUUAGCAAGGAGUUUCAGAAGCCUGUGCUCUGAUUGGUUGCUGUGGACGCAUUGACAUUCUUUUAUUUUGGACGGACCUGUGGUGGUCUUGUGUGAAUGUGCUUUUUUUUUCCAAACCCUGCAUUGUAAAAUGUGGAUUCCCCCCCUGUUGUCCUUUAUCCAUCUUUUAAUUGUGGCUUCCGUAGUGAUGUACAUUACAAUGCUGAUCACAGGACAACAGCCUUGCGCCUUUGGGUCGUAAUAAUAACAUUCCAAUAGCUAAAAAAUAACAGCCAGCUUUUUACAGUCGAUUUAGUUACCACUAAGAAGGUUUGUCCCAAUCUUAAAUUCAGUCUGCCACUCCUGAAAUUUUGCAUGAAAUCCAUCUUUCAGAAUGCCUUGUAUUUUGGAUGAGGGAGAUAUCCAGUCAAGCUUUUUUUGUUUUGUUUUUUAGAGUAUUUUGUCAGGGAAUAGUUGGGGGUGAGGAUAUCUCCUUCUAUAAUGGGCUUGAUUUAUUGUGUUCUUGUCUCUUCGUGGACACUUGUAAACGCUGGAAUCAGCUAUGCCUUUAAUAAAAUAAACGUCCUCAUAUGCAGA
This is a messenger RNA of Danio rerio (zebrafish), 6200 nucleotides long. Lineage: Eukaryota; Metazoa; Chordata; Actinopteri; Cypriniformes; Danionidae. The record is from RefSeq and is a predicted model, not a curated record.